AUUUUUUUUAGUUAACAGAUUUUUUUGAACUAGUUAAGUUAAGUUAAACAGUAAGCUUAGUUAAUAAUUCAAUAAUUGGCCCUAUUACUGGUCAAGAGGUGUGGUUAUAAUUUAUAUCGAUUGCGCUUCUACCUACCUACCUACCUGUCUACUUACCUACGACCUCUCCCUCUUUCUCUCUCUCUCUCUCUCUCUCUCUCUCUUUGUCUUCUUCUAUCCCAUUAACACACUCCUCCCCUCCUUAACUCGAUUAAUUCCACCCCCGAUAUCAUCAAUAAAUUGUCGAGGAAAAAUAAUGGCGUCCAACGGUGUCGCAAAGGAGUCGAAGGAGGCCCGGUCGCUCUUCGAGCGCAUCGAUUUCCCUUCCAUCCCCAAGGAAGCUGGUCGCAAGAUCGCGCAAUUGGAACAGGAAUUCAUCCGCGCGGAGGUUGAACAGCUGCGCCGCUCUGUCCCUCUCCUACAACCGAUCUACGAGAAGCGCAAUGCCCUCAUCAACACCCCCGAGCUCCAGGAUGCCGACUUCUGGCCCCGCGUCUUCUCCAACGCUCCUGGGGAGAUCGACCACUACAUCCUGCCCUCUGAUGCCGCCAUCAUCGGUGAGACCCUGAAGAACCUCACUGUCGAGCGUUUCGAGGUCGACAAGAAUGGCAACGGUGAGCCACGCAGCGUGCGCUUGACCUUCGAGUUUCAGACCGGCGAGGCGAACCGAUUCUUUGAGAACGCCAAGCUGGUCAAGGACUUCUACUGGCGCAAGGAGGUCACCAAGACCGCCAAGGGCAAGCGCAGGACCUGGGAAGGCCUGGUUUCUGAGCCCGUCCGCAUCAACUGGAAGGAGGGCAUGGACCCGACCAAGGGGCUGCUUGAUGCCGCUGUUGACCUUGCUGAGGCAGAGAAGAAGCACGGUGGUGACAGGAAGAAGCUGCCCGAAUACGAGAAGCUUGUGAAGAAGGUUGCUGAGGUCGAGGCUGAUGCCCUCACCGGCGGUGAGGAUGAGGAGGCCGAUGAUGAGGAUAUCGGCGCAACCAGCCCGGCCGGUGUCAGCUUCUUCGCCUUCUUCGGCUACCGCGGAAAGGACGUCUCUGCGGAGAAGUCCAAGGAGGCUGAGAAGGAAGAGGAAGAGAGAUGGGCUAAGAUCGCUAAGGGAGAGAAGGUGGAGGAUGAUGAGGAGGAUGAGGAUGACGAAGAUGACGAUGACAUCGAAGAAGAAGAUGAUCUGGAGGAUGCUGAGAUAUUCCCCGAUGGUGAGGAUCUGGCAGUUGCUAUCGCGGAGGAUCUGUGGCCUGGCGCCCUCAAGUACUAUGUCCAAUCGUACGAGCUGGCCGAGGAUCUCGACUCGGAUUUCGACAUUGACGAUGUCGAUGAUGAUGAAUUCGACGAAGAGGACGCCGACAAGGAAGAUGAGGAGGAGCGACCUCGCAAGAAGGCUCGCAACUGAAUCGUUUCCGCCCUUGAAAGAAUACCCCCUCGUCGUUGAAAAGUCGUUAACCCCCCUUUGUUUUCCGUUGUAUAUUACAUGACAAUCACCAAGAUGAGUAAUAGUAUGAGCACGAAGAUCAGGACGGCUAUGCAAAAGGAAGACAUUGUAUCUGCCAGUUUCGGGAUUGUUUGUUAGUUUCAGAUAUCGCAAUUUGAUAAUCAAAAUCGCGGAGGCGCAAAGCUUACCCUCGUUCUUCCUCAC
Molecule: messenger RNA, 1678 nt
Organism: Paecilomyces variotii
Lineage: Eukaryota; Fungi; Ascomycota; Eurotiomycetes; Eurotiales; Thermoascaceae
Product: nucleosome assembly protein
Exons: 3
Coding region: 296-1435 (379 amino acids)
Biological process (GO): nucleosome assembly
Cellular component (GO): nucleus; chromatin
Molecular function (GO): histone binding; chromatin binding
Source: RefSeq, a predicted model, not a curated record